Messenger RNA from Anopheles darlingi, 1351 nucleotides. It is a transcript of the gene Alg7, whose product is annotated as UDP-N-acetylglucosamine--dolichyl-phosphate N-acetylglucosaminephosphotransferase. Gene Ontology annotation, cellular component: membrane. Lineage: Eukaryota; Metazoa; Arthropoda; Insecta; Diptera; Culicidae. Bases 86 to 1351 code for a protein of 421 amino acids. Gene Ontology annotation, biological process: protein N-linked glycosylation; dolichol-linked oligosaccharide biosynthetic process. The record is from RefSeq and is a predicted model, not a curated record. The transcript is spliced from 4 exons. Gene Ontology annotation, molecular function: UDP-N-acetylglucosamine-dolichyl-phosphate N-acetylglucosaminephosphotransferase activity.
ACCAGAUGAUUUUGUGCGGUUGGAUUUCCUCGUGAAUUUCCUGGUUUUCCUCGGGUUUUCGAAUAGCUAGGAUUAGGAAAUUAAAAUGACGCUAGUACACUGCUUCGAGUUUACGGUGUUCGGCCAAACGGUGCACCUACCGGUACCGCUGCUGGUAAAUGGAGCGAUUUCCGUGGGCGCCUACUUCGCCGGGCGUAGUUUGAUACCGAAGAUGAAACCCAUGUUCAUCAACGCCAACCUGUACGGGAUCGAUAUGAACAAGAAGUCCAAACCCAAGAUCCCUGAGGCAUUCGGCGUUGUUACGGGAUGCGUGUUUCUGGUAUCGCUGUUCCUCUUCAUUCCGGUGCCGUUUUUGCGUAACUUUUCCACCAACGUAGCUGGCAACUUUCCUCAUGAUAAGUUUGUAGAAUUCGUGGCCGCGAUGCUGUCCAUCUGCUGCAUGAUUCUGCUCGGGUUUGCCGAUGACGUGUUGAAUUUGCGUUGGCGCGAUAAGCUAUACCUACCGACGGUUGCCUCCCUACCGCUGCUCAUGGUGUACUAUACCAAUUUCAAUUCGACCACCGUUCUGCUGCCUAAGCUGGUACAUCCACUGCUCGGCCAGUCGCUUGAUAUCGGCGUACUGUACUACGUUUUCAUGGGUAUGUUGGCGGUAUUCUGCACGAACGCCAUCAACAUCCUGGCCGGUAUCAAUGGGCUCGAAGUGUGCCAAUCACUCAUCAUAGCCGGUUCGAUCGUUACCUUCAACGUGCUGGAGAUACUGUCCGGUAACCACAGCGACGCACACGAAUUUUCCCUCUACAUCAUGCUACCAUACAUUGGAGCAACGCUGGCGCUUUGGCAGUACAACCGGUAUCCUUCGGAGGUGUUUGUGGGCGAUACGUUCAACUACCUGUCCGGCAUGACCUUCGCCGUGGUCGGCAUCCUGGGCCACUUCAGCAAAACUGUCCUGUUGUUCUUCAUCCCGCAAGUCCUCAACUUUCUCUACUCCGUACCGCAGCUGUUCCGUUUCAUACCGUGUCCAAGGCAUCGCAUGCCCAAGCAUGACCCAGAGACGGAUUUGCUGCACAUCAGCCGCACUCAGUUCCGUGUGAGCGAACUGAACGUGAUCGGUCGCUUUUGUUACCACGUGUUCCGCCAUCUCCGUUUGAUUCGGUGCGAACUGUCGACAGAAGACGGUGGCCAAACGGUCACGUGUAACAACUUCACGAUCAUCAACUUUGCCAUCCUACUGACCGGGCCGAUCCGGGAGGAUCGGUUGAAUCGAUUACUGGUCGGUUUCCAGCUGAUCUGCGCACUGUUUGCCUUCACGAUACGCUACCCGUUGGCACAUUACUUCUACGAUGCCAACUAA